Ruditapes philippinarum (Manila clam) is the source of this 1568-nucleotide messenger RNA. RefSeq names its product zinc finger protein 83-like. The transcript has 2 exons. Gene Ontology annotation, biological process: regulation of transcription by RNA polymerase II. Gene Ontology annotation, molecular function: RNA polymerase II cis-regulatory region sequence-specific DNA binding; DNA-binding transcription activator activity, RNA polymerase II-specific. Bases 208 to 1071 code for a protein of 287 amino acids. The record is from RefSeq and is a predicted model, not a curated record. Gene Ontology annotation, cellular component: nucleus. Lineage: Eukaryota; Metazoa; Mollusca; Bivalvia; Venerida; Veneridae.
CUUGUAUUGAAAAGUCAAAUGCAAGGAAAGCAGUAUUUUGAAUAAACAAAAUAUUUGUAGAAAGUCUGACUCCUGAUGCAGUUGCUGAACUGUACAUGAAAAAUCUUAAGCAAUACAGUUAUAAUAUAUGCUCAAACAGCCCUACAUGCCCUAGAAACCAACAGGAGUGACACAUUAGAAUACAUACUGGAGAAUUAACAUUUGCACAUGGAAAACUCAGACAUGAGCAAGAAAUGCAAAAUUGAUGAUGACACAUUUAGCCCUAUGAGCCAUUUGAAACAACAUAUGAGAAUUCACACUGGAGAAAAAUGUUAUAAAUGUAAUAAUUGUGAUGCCACAUUCACCCGUAUGAGUAGUCAGAAGAUACACAUGAGAUUACAUAUUGGAGAAAAACCUUUUAAAUGUAAGGAAUGUGAAAGCACAUUUAACCAUAAGAGCUCUUUGAAGCUACACAUUUUGAAACAUACUGAAAUAAAACCUUUUCAAUUUAAUGUUUGUGAUCGUACAUUCUACCAAAAAGGUGGUCUGAAUCAACAUAUGAGGAAACAUACUGAGGGAAAUCCUAUUCAGUGUGAUGUAUGUAAGGGUACAUUCAGCCGAAUGAGUAGUUUGAAGAGACAUAUGAUGAUACAUACUGGAGAGAAACCUUUUAAAUGUAAUGCAUGUAGUAGUGCAUUCACAGAUAUGUACAGUCUUAAGGAACACACGAGGAUACAUACUGGAGAAAAACCUUUCAAAUGUAAUGUAUGUUUUUGUACUUUCACCCACAUGAACAGUUUGAAAAUACACAUGAGGAUACAUACUGGAGAUAAACGUUUUAAAUGUAAUGUAUGUUUUGGUACUUUCACCCACAUGAGAAGUCUGAAUAUACACAUGAGGAUACAUACUGGAGAAAAACCUUUUAAAUGUAAUGUAUGUUUUGGUUCUUUCACCCACACGGGCGGCCUGAAGCAACACAUGAGGAUACAUACUGGAGAAAAACCUUUUAAAUGUACAGUCUGUAAAAGGGCAUUCAGACAAACUUUCAGUUUGAAGAGACACAUGAUGAUACAUACUGGUGAAAAAACUUAAAUAUGUUAGGUCAAGGAAUAUGUUCAGCAAAAUGAGAAUCAUUAUUAGAGAAAAAAGGUUUUUAAAGAUAGUAUUAGAUCAUGUAUAUGCUGGCACAUUUGAUAUUAAUAGCUAUCUGAACAAACACAUGUCAUUAGGACACAAGACCAGCGUUUUAGAUGUCAAGUCAGUUAAGUACAUUAAGCAAUUAGGAUACAUACUGAAGAGAAACAUUUAAAAUCAAUGUGUGUGAAGUGAAAACUAUCUGAAACAAGACACAUUCUAUCAGAAGCUAUUUUCCUCCCCAAACAUUAUAUCAUGUGUUAACAGUGGGCAAAAUCUGACCAGCAAUAAUUCUGUUGAAAACUAGAAAUGUGUCAUCAUGCCAUGGAUGCCCCCGCAUGCAGCCAAAAUUUCAGAUGGUGCAUUAAUUAUUUUUUUCAUUUUAAGUUUAAAGCCCUUAAAACUUCAAUGUGAACACAAACCAUUUUCAUACAAUGUUCAAGGCACUGAAAUUA